This is a messenger RNA of Meriones unguiculatus (Mongolian gerbil), 2408 nucleotides long. RefSeq names its product COP9 signalosome subunit 7A (gene Cops7a). Gene Ontology annotation, biological process: COP9 signalosome assembly. Lineage: Eukaryota; Metazoa; Chordata; Mammalia; Rodentia; Muridae. Bases 783 to 1610 code for a protein of 275 amino acids. The transcript is spliced from 10 exons. Gene Ontology annotation, cellular component: COP9 signalosome. The record is from RefSeq and is a predicted model, not a curated record.
GAGAACCGGGCCCCAUCCCUAGAAGGGAGCCCAAUCCCGCCAAUCCCACAGGCCUGCGCUCCCUGGACAGGGCUGGAAAGCGGGCGCAAGCCGGGGAAAACGAGGAAAAGAUCAGCCAUGGGAGUCGGAGGGAGCAUCCAGAGCGAAAAGGGGACCUGAGGCAGGAGGAUGCCCGAAGCUGCAGGAUGAGCUCAAGGCGGGAUGGAGGCAGCCGCGGAGACGUUGACUGCUGCACCAGGAGGGUCUUACGAUGCAAGGUCUUAUGAAUUUCAAUUCUCCUGCCUCAGCCUCCUGAAUUACAGCUCCAGGCGACCCGGCUACCUAGGACCUCCUCCGAGCUGGGGUUUUCUCGGCACCCUGCCUCCAUCGCUCCUGCACCAAUAAAGCUGUAUCGACAGAGCGUAACACACACGCGCCGUUCUCGUACGCACAGCGGUCGGAAAACGGAAGCAGGCCACAGCCACCCGGAACCCGCCUCUCGAGAGCGGAAGCAUAGCCGGAAGCUGACCAUAGAAGGGAGUGGCUAGAGCGGCCCUGCCGGGAGGUGGCAGGAAAGGCUGGGAGAGACCGCCGGAGGUGACGGAGCGGCCGCCCCGCCCCGCGCGCUGGAAGACCCGGCUUCCAGGUAGCUGUCGGUCGCAGUCUGUCCCAGGGUACGACCCGGCCCUGGGCCCGGGCUGGCGCUCCCGGAGCUGCCUCUUUAAGGGAGGGGGUGGAGUCACGAGUGAGGUUCGUGGAGCUUCAAACAACUUGAGACCAGAGCCCAGCACCUCGGUGCAGCCAUGAGUGCGGAGGUGAAGGUGACAGGGCAGAACCAGGAGCAAUUUCUGCUCCUUGCCAAGUCGGCUAAGGGGGCAGCAUUGGCCACACUCAUCCACCAGGUGCUGGAGGCCCCUGGUGUCUACGUGUUUGGGGAGCUACUGGAUAUGCCCAAUGUUAGAGAGUUGGCAGAAAGUGACUUCGCCUCCACCUUCCGGCUGCUCACCGUGUUUGCCUACGGGACCUAUGCUGACUACUUAGCUGAAGCCAGGAAUCUUCCCCCACUUACUGAGGCUCAGAAGAAUAAGCUUCGACAUCUGUCAGUUGUUACUCUGGCUGCCAAAGUCAAGUGUAUCCCAUAUGCAGUGCUGCUGGAGGCCCUUGCCCUUCGUAACGUGCGCCAGCUGGAAGACCUUGUGAUCGAGGCUGUGUAUGCCGAUGUCCUGCGCGGCUCCCUGGACCAGCGCAAUCAGCGGCUAGAGGUUGACUACAGCAUUGGGCGGGACAUCCAGCGCCAGGACCUCAGUGCCAUUGCCAGAACCCUGCAGGAGUGGUGUGUGGGCUGUGAGGUUGUGCUGUCAGGCAUUGAGGAGCAAGUCAGCCGUGCCAACCAGCACAAGGAGCAGCAGCUGGGCCUGAAGCAGCAGAUCGAGAGCGAGGUUGCCAACCUUAAAAAAACCAUCAAAGUUACAACAGCAGCAGCUGCCGCAGCCACUUCUCAAGACCCUGAACAGCACCUGACAGAACUAAGAGAACCAGCCCCUGGCACCAACCAGCGCCAGCCCAGCAAGAAAGCCUCAAAGGGCAAGGGACUCCGAGGGAGCGCCAAGAUUUGGUCCAAGUCGAACUGAAAGGACUUGUUUCUUCCCUGGGAAUGUGGGGUCCCAGCUGCCUACCUGCCUACCCCUUAGGAGUCCUCAGAGAGCCUUCCUGUGCCCCUGGCCAGCUGAUAAUCCUAGUCCAUGACUUUUCAUCUCCUCCACCCCCAAGCAUAAGCCACACCUCCUAGGGGAGGAGGCCAGCACAGGUCACGCUCUGUUGGUACUGUGUAUGUGUUCCGUUGCCUCUCUCCCUGUCCCGCCUGCUCUCAUCCCUCUUCCCUCAGCACUGUUCCUGCCCACUACCCUGUCACUGAGCAGGCUGGCAGGCCUGUGGAGGGUGCUGCCCCUUCACCGCACAGGCAUUCUCUGCCACGCCUACCCCUGCAUGCCCGAUCUGCAGUUCCUCCUCGCUCCCCUUGCCUGUUGGGCUGCGUCUGAAAAGCCAUGGGGAAGGGCGGCUCCACUCUCACCCCAGCCUUAGAUCCUGGAGCCAGUCUGCCACUCUGGGAGUCGCUGGACAUUGCCGUCCCAGAGUCCCACCACACUACAGCUGUCUCUUGUCCUCCCUUAUCUCUCUGGGCCUGGGAAUACUGCUGCCUCAGUGACCCCAGAGCCUGAGAACAGCUAUUUUUGAGAUGUUAAGAAAUGGUUCUUUGUUAGCUAAUCAUUUUAGGAAGCCAAUGGAAAUCCUGGAAGGAUUUAUAUCUCCUCCUGUGGCUUUGGUGGGGAAGGAAAUAUAGAUUGUAUAUUAAAAAAAAAAGUAUAUAUGAAUAGGUCUAUAUAUAACAUGACACAGAAAUAAAUCUAUGCGAAAUCUAUGUACAAAAA